This is a messenger RNA of Nanorana parkeri, 630 nucleotides long. RefSeq names its product transcription factor HES-1-B-like. The record is from RefSeq and is a predicted model, not a curated record. Lineage: Eukaryota; Metazoa; Chordata; Amphibia; Anura; Dicroglossidae. The coding region runs from base 31 to 630 and encodes 199 amino acids. Gene Ontology annotation, cellular component: nucleus. Gene Ontology annotation, molecular function: protein dimerization activity; DNA-binding transcription factor activity, RNA polymerase II-specific; RNA polymerase II cis-regulatory region sequence-specific DNA binding. Gene Ontology annotation, biological process: negative regulation of neuron differentiation; regulation of transcription by RNA polymerase II; Notch signaling pathway. The transcript has 4 exons.
CUUGGAAAAUACAUUGUGCCAAUACAGAAGAUGCCAGCUGACAUGAUGGAGAAAAAUUCUUCUUCUCCUGUAGCUGCCACCCCAGCCAGCAUCACCGCCACUCCGGAUAAACCCAAAACCGCCUCUGAGCAUAGAAAGUCAUCCAAACCCAUCAUGGAGAAAAGAAGGAGAGCAAGAAUCAAUGAGAGCCUGACUCAGCUCAAAACACUCAUCCUGGAUGCCUUGAAGAAAGAUAGCUCAAGGCACUCGAAGCUGGAGAAGGCUGAUAUUUUGGAGAUGACAGUGAAGCACCUCCGGAACUUGCAGAGAGUUCAGAUGACUGCUGCUCUCAGCACAGACCCCACUGUUCUGGGCAAAUACAGAGCUGGAUUCAGCGAGUGCAUGAACGAAGUCACCCGAUUCCUGUCCACUUGUGAAGGAGUCAACACCGACGUCCGGUCCCGUCUCCUGGGACAUCUGGCCAGCUGCAUGAAUCAGAUCAAUGCCAUGAAUUACCCAGCCCAGCCCCAGAUUCCGGCUGCUGUUGCCAACCCUCACCCUGCGUUUUGCCAGCCACUGGUUCAGCUUCCUGCAAACGGCCCACAGGGCAGUCCUGCUCCCAUGGAUUUUUUAUUAAAACGAAAUUUAUAA